AUGGCGAUUUCCAUGGAUUUCAGUUUCAAUCCCAACAGAUUGGUUGCGACGACCACAAAGUUAGGGUUCCGGCGAAUGAAGGUCCAAGCCGUAUCGUGUAGGGUUGAUGAUUUCGCUGCCGCUGAAAGGGGGAAGACUAAUUUUUAUAAAGUUCUCUCUCUUGAUUCGGAGAAUGUGGGCUUAGCUGAAAUAAAGAAGUCUUACAGAAGAAUGGUUCUUCGGUAUCACCCCGAUGUUUGCUCUCCUUCGAGUCAAGAAGAAUCGACCCAACGGUUUCUAGAGCUUCAAAUGGCUUACGAAACACUUUCGGAUCCGAUUUCUCGUCAAAUGUAUGAUUAUGAACUGAGUUUGGUCAAUCCAAUUGGGUUUGGGUUUGGGAAUUAUACGAUGAAUGAAAGGAGCAGAUCAAAUGUUCAGAGGGAUGUAAAGAAACGAUCGAAUGUUACCAGAAUGCAGAGGAUGAAAAAUAGGUAA
Messenger RNA from Hibiscus syriacus, 474 nucleotides. RefSeq names its product chaperone protein dnaJ 20, chloroplastic-like. Lineage: Eukaryota; Viridiplantae; Streptophyta; Magnoliopsida; Malvales; Malvaceae. The transcript has a single exon. Gene Ontology annotation, cellular component: chloroplast. The record is from RefSeq and is a predicted model, not a curated record. Bases 1 to 474 code for a protein of 157 amino acids.